Molecule: messenger RNA, 3163 nt
Organism: Manis javanica (Malayan pangolin)
Lineage: Eukaryota; Metazoa; Chordata; Mammalia; Pholidota; Manidae
Gene: LSM8
Product: LSM8 homolog, U6 small nuclear RNA associated
Biological process (GO): mRNA splicing, via spliceosome
Cellular component (GO): U4/U6 x U5 tri-snRNP complex; U6 snRNP; precatalytic spliceosome
Molecular function (GO): mRNA binding
Source: RefSeq, a predicted model, not a curated record
CUCGCGGACGCUACGGUUCGGUAACUCUCACGAUACUUACUCCCGCCAAUCGGCGUAAGCCACUGCCGGGUCCUGGCGGGCGUUUCUAGCUACUCUUACAGCCGCUGCUGCUGUGUUACCCGUGGCGGCCGGGGCCGAGCAUCAUGACGUCCGCCUUGGAGAACUACAUCAACCGAACUGUUGCUGUUAUUACUUCUGACGGGAGAAUGAUUGUGGGAACAUUGAAAGGUUUUGACCAGACCAUUAAUUUGAUUUUGGAUGAAAGCCACGAACGAGUGUUCAGCUCUUCACAGGGAGUAGAACAAGUGGUACUAGGGUUAUACAUCGUAAGAGGUGAUAACGUUGCAGUCAUUGGAGAAAUUGAUGAGGAGACAGAUUCUGCACUUGAUUUGGGGAAUAUUCGAGCAGAACCUCUAAACUCUGUAGCACACUGAGGGAAAACUACAUACAUUGGACAUCUGUAAAUCUUUGUACAGAAACUGACUAUUCUGAGGAUGAUGUAUGGAAAUUUUAUGAGAGUGUAAUUGUGGAUUUUGACUUCAUAUUGAUUCAUUGUAUUAUGAGAUGUAAAUUAAAAUAUUUCUACAUUUUCAUGAAAUUUAUUUAUUUUUGCCUAAAUCAUAGAUUUGGUAGCUUGGUUUUCUCUGUUAGUGAGCAAAUUCUAAUGAUUACUUUGAGAACUUUGAGAAAAAAGUAUUUCUGAUAUUUUAAUAUUUAUUGAAAAUUAGUUGAAAAAAGAAAUUCGUGUGCUAGUAAAUCAAGUAUACUAUACUGAUACAUUAGUAGUGUUUCCCUGAUUUUUAAGAAUGUCCCUGGAGGUGAGUCUUGUCUUUUGCAAUUACCUGAACCAUGCUCAGUCAUCGCACUGCCCUGGUGAUUGCUCCCUAGCACUUCACAGGUAUGGGUAAAAUGUGUUUGGUUGAGAAAAGGAAAAAUGCUAACAAAGUUGUGUAGUAUCUGAAAAAGCUAAUAGUCUUAAAAGGCAUCUUAGCCUUUAAUUUUAAGAAUUUGGGUAUUUCUAGUAUAAAGUUAUUUGUUGUUUAUAAAUGUUAAGUACAUAGACUAAACUUAUAUGAGGCAAUGCAUUGCUCCUGUUGGCAGCAGCUUGCCAUGACUCCUGGGUCCGUAACCUUAUUUCAACAGAAGUAAACAUGGUAUCUCACAGCUGGACAGGCCAAUUUGGUUGAUAAUUUGAAUGGAUCAAUUAUGUAGAUAAUGUUCCUCAUCUAUAAAUAUGCUGUUUUCUAAAAUUUCUUUGUGCAAUUUGUCAAUCACACUUUUUAAAGAAUCCAUAAGAACAAAGAAGUAGUGUUUAUAUACCCAGGCUAGUACACAAAAAGUCUCAACUUGUGCAGGUCAUAGAGUAUAAUUUUGUGAUGAGAAUAAGAAAAUAUUUACGUUCUUGUAAUUCAAACAAAAUUUGAAUUAAUGUUUUCCUUUUUUUUUCAGAUAAAAGUGUUUAGGGGUUGGCAAGCUUUCUUUGUAAAGAUGCAGAUAGUAAAUAUUUUAAGCUUUGAGGGCCUUAUGGUCUCUGUCACAGCUACUGAGCUCUGUUAUAGCAUGAAAACAGCCAUAGAUAAUACAUACAUGAAUAGUCAUGUCUGUGUUCCACUAAACUUCAUUUACAGUAACAGGUGGCAGGCUGGAUUUGGCCCACAGGCCAUAGUUUGCUGACCUUUGGCUUAAUACAAUCUCAAUAAGAGAUGAUGGCUCAAUUGUAUUAAAUUCUGAAAAGUGCUUCUGGAAUGAUCCUUUCAGUGCUUUGAGGUGGAUUUCAUUUGUAUAUUUUAAUAUUUAAAACAUUACUUACUAGACAUGGUAGUUUUUUGCUUCACUCUGACAGAAAUAAGACUUAUAAGGAAAGAACUGUUGAGAUAGUUUUCUUCAUUGGUCAUCAAGCCUUAUCAUCCACAGUAAAUUGAUUGAUGUUCUGAUGUUGAGGACUCUCUGAGGAUUACAGGAAAGUUAGCUAGUAUUGGCUAUUCAUAAAUAUUUGACUUUGUAGUAUUAGGUUUUAUAAUCAAUUUAGUAAUUUUCAAUAAUGGAAAGUGGGUAAAUAAAACAGGCAAAUUUAAUUAGGGACUGUAAACCAAAUGAUCUAUUUAAAAAAUAGCUUUAUUUAUUUUUAACAAAUUUUAAGUUGGCAAACUCUUUCCAAAAGUCAAUUCAGGAAUACAGAUUGCUAAGUGAAAUGUAUUUUAACAGUACAAAUGAAGUUGUCAUAUUUUCCCAACAUACUUGACAUAAAUUAUACAUAAGCUAGUGUACCAUAAUCCCCCUCCCUCUCAGUGAAGAGUUCCUAACUGGAUAUAUGCCCUCUGAAAUCUAAAAUGCCUUGAAGAUGUAUUUAUUUUCCUGAUGUCAGAAAAAAUCGUCCCCUAAAUAUGAAUUGUGAGUAACAAGGCUCUAGUUCCACCAGGUCUUUGUAUUCCUUAUAUAAUACUGCCUAUCAGUAGAAAGUAUAACCUCGAAAUCUCUGCUGGCAAGUAUCUAUCAGAAGCCUGGUUGAACAGAAUACUUAGAUGAUCUCAGGCAGUUCCCCAAAGUGCAUUAUUGGUGAUUUUCAUCUCAUUAUAAUUACCCAAAAUGCUUUAAAUAUUCUCUGGCCCUAAUCUCACUGAUUCAGAGCUACUGGUUCAGUAGACCUGGAAUGGAGCAAAAAGGAAUAGUUGCUAAAUAGCUAAGUAAGGAACUGUGGUAGAAUUAAUAAGAGACCUAGCACUUGUCAUAUGCCUGGAUGAGUCCCUAAUUAUGCCUCAGAAUCCUUACUUUUAAAGCAGGGAUGAUAAUACCUGAUUUUCAGGGUUGUGACAAAUGAAAUUAGACUGCAUUUAAAAUAUUUAAUACGAUUUGUGGGAUAUAACAAUAAACAGUCAUUCUAGAUAUUCAAAAGCCAAUGUGGAAAAGUUAAUAAAUGUGGGUCUUGUCACCUUAGUUUUUCAGAGUCCCACUGGCUACCUUAUCUGAGAAAGGAUUUCAGGUUAAGUGGAAGGUAGGUGCAACAUGUUGACAUUGUUUUAAAUAUACAGAAAGAUUAAAUUUGUUUUAUGGCAACCAUUGACUCAUGGAAUUUGAAAAUGAAACCUCAUGUAAACUGGGACAUUCCCAUUCUGAACUUGCAUAGUUAUUACCCAUUUUAUAAAUUUACUCGUUUUAAAUUUUA